AUGUGUGGAAGUUAUAUUUCAGAAGUAUUGAGUCCACAAAGCACCGGUAGCCUUCGGUCAUUGCCAGGAACGAAGAGUCCGGUACUGUUAUCGCCAAGCAAAGAGUACUCUAUGGAAGUAGUGAUUGGUACAAAACAAGGCGUCCCAAGUACCACAAAGCCGUAUCGAGAAGUUGCUGAACCGAUACCACAGCCUAUUGUAACCGAUAAGGCUCCCACAGAAAAAGCAAAGGAAAUAACACACCACGAUGAUUUCGAAAAUUUCAUGAAUCAAAUCAAGGAAAUGAAGGAGAGAAGACAGAAGGAGCGUGAAAGAAUGGAACAUUUGCGUCCGAAGAACAGAUACGAUGAGGAUAUCAGCUUUAAAAAGCCAGAUAUUGACGAAGAGGAGUUCCCGUGGGAGAGUCAUUAUCAGGUUCCUUAUGUGUAA
Messenger RNA from Gongylonema pulchrum, 429 nucleotides. The record is from the annotation of a GenBank genome assembly. Lineage: Eukaryota; Metazoa; Nematoda; Chromadorea; Rhabditida; Gongylonematidae.